UUUCUUCUUCUUGUUCUUCAUACCAUUUGACGGACAUUCGAAUCUAGAAUUAAUCAGACGAAACAAAUUUUCUGUGAUGUCCGAACAACAUCUUUGAUAUUUUUAGUUUAUUUUUGAUAUUUUUUUUUAAUUUUGUGUGCAGUUUUACACGUUUAGAAUGUUAUUAACAACGAUCGUUAUUGAAUGAAAGCAUCGGCAGAAAUGGGCCGGAGCGAGGAGAUGGAGCCGGAGGAAGAGAAAAAGAAGCUGAACGAAGAGUUCGUGGAGUUCAUCCGUAAGCGCAGCGAGACUGAUGCUCCUCGGUACACCGCCAGGCUCAAGACUUAUGUCGACUUUCAGAGAAAGCGCGACCGUGCGACGGCCGCUCGGCGCAACCACACGGCCGGGCACCACGACAAGAUCAUGGCCGCCAAGAAGAAACCAGACGACGAACAGAAGGACAAGGGCCUCGAGAAUGCUGACCAUAUCAGUGGGGACAAUGAACGUUUGAGUAGAAGGCCGCUGAGUAGCUCGGAUGGCACGUCUGAAGGGUCCUUCCGUCCUCUGAAACCAAGAUCUGGUACCACUGACGAGGAACUUGACCCGUUUUCAAUAGAGCCCUUCGUCGCUACCGAAUUUGGACUGGGAAAAAUACGUGAUGGAGACAAGUGUUCUCGUGCUCGAUCCAUGUCGCGGUCCAGGUCAGGUGAGCCCCUGGACAGGUGCGGCCGACGCAGGAAGAAGAGACGCCGCUCGUGCCGGCGUCGCCGUCGCCGCCGCCGCCGAAGCUGUAGGCGUCGCCGCCGUCGCCGGAGGAGCUGCCGGCGACGGCGCAGCCGCCGGCGGAGGCGGCGCAGCUGCUGCCGAAGGAGGCGCCGCCGUCGCCGCCGUCGUUGUUAGACAACCGGCUCAAUAUGUACACACCGACAUUCUUGCGUGAUUUUGUUUGUAAAAUUGUAAUGUGGAAGAUUCAAUUUUUGUAAUAAAAUUUGAAUUUGGA
Bombyx mori (domestic silkworm) is the source of this 979-nucleotide messenger RNA. Its product is annotated as arginine/serine-rich coiled-coil protein 2. The record is from RefSeq and is a predicted model, not a curated record. The transcript is spliced from 7 exons. Bases 184 to 879 code for a protein of 231 amino acids. Lineage: Eukaryota; Metazoa; Arthropoda; Insecta; Lepidoptera; Bombycidae.